Ziziphus jujuba (common jujube) is the source of this 626-nucleotide messenger RNA. RefSeq lists its product as uncharacterized. Bases 132 to 404 code for a protein of 90 amino acids. The record is from RefSeq and is a predicted model, not a curated record. NCBI's taxonomy places the organism in Eukaryota, Viridiplantae, Streptophyta, Magnoliopsida, Rosales, Rhamnaceae. The transcript has 3 exons.
UAUUUUAAGAAAAAAGGAAGGAAAAAGCAAAGCCGUCUUCCUGGUAAAGAUAGUCUUGGCCAUUUCAACCAGCUGGGUGUCUGUGGAAUUGGAAAUCGAAGCCUACGCAUAAUCACAGUCUCUCUGCAUCAAUGGCUUCCUCCAAAUGGCUGAGGCCUGAGGUUUAUCCGCUUUUCGCAGCUGUUGGGGUUGCCAUUGGAAUAUGUGGCUUUCAGUUGGUGCGCAAUAUCUGUAUCAACCCUGAAGUCAGGGUGAGCAAGGAGACUAGGGCUGCUGGAGUUUUGGAGAAUUUCGCGGAAGGAGAGAAGUACGCUGAGCAUGCCAUCAGAAAAUUCGCCCGCAACAGGUCUCCAGAAAUCAUGCCUGCCAUCAACAGCUUCUUCACAGACCCAAGUCGAAGCUAAACUUCUUUAAAUAAUAGGAGUGAAAUCAUAAGUCUGUGAUAUGGGCUCUGCUAGGAGAUCUUUAUUAAUUGGAAGUUUGUGAUAAAUCUGCCUGUAGUCGAUGUGGUUUCUUUGGAAAACUAAAAACUCUGGGUGGAUAAUAAUGUGAACAUGAAUGGAUUUAGUCUGUAUAAGAUCAACUAAAUGUCUCUGUCUUUGAAAUGGCAGUGAGUUUGAACAAAA